GCAAGAAAGAGAUAUACAGUUAUGCACCAUACGCAAAGCUUCUCGUUGUUCCCCGCCCAUUCCAGUUCACUACCUCGCUACAAUGAGAAGAUCAAUGUACUGCGGCGAGUGAACGAGAUCAACGGCCAUAACCAAAAAUUCAAGAGGUACAGUAUAGUGAAAUACAGUGCAGUAAACACUUUCACCACUCCCCGAGUAAAGUAAAGUAUACGCUUCCAACCCAACUCCUAAACAAAUCCCCAUCCCCAUUCACUCCACCUCACAACCAUAGAUACCAAUCUAUCAUCCACGCACAAUGUCUCCAAAGCCCUACAUAACCCACCUCCCUUUCCAAACUCGCCCAACUCCUCAUUCAACUAUGAAUCCACCCCCCAACAACCCGUUGAAAACGAAGGCUUUCCACCCACUCCCCAGCAUCAAGGAGGAACAAGAGGAAGAGGGAGAAACAUACCAACCAGCCCCUUCCACUUCCACUUCCCACGCCCAUCCAUCCACACCCGCCCAGCCCCGCGCCCAACCCUUCACGGUAUCCACGGCAUCCUCGCUCGGCACACUGACCGCGCUACACACAAUCUCCCCACCAUCUACUCAACCCCGCACCCACGCUUUCACAGUAGCUAGCGCAGAGGCUCUGGGCACGCUGGGUGCGCUGCGUAAGAGUUGUUCAUCGGAUUUUGGCACAGUGCGGAGUGAGGAUGGAGAUGCGGAUGGGGUGAGAUUCGCACAUGGGCGUGAGUGUGUUUGGACGGCUCGGCCUGUUGUGAAACCUGUGGAUGAGGGGGAGGUAGAGGCGAAGAGGGAAGACAGACCGCGGAAGAAACUAAAGAAGAAGUGGAGAGAGAAGGAGAAAGACAAACCCAGACAUUUCCAGCGUUUAAAGACCUUCACAAGGCGGAUAUUACACCAUAUCUCCGCAUUCCCCACUUCCCACACGGAGUUUCACCAGCCGUUGCGUUCUCCUUCUCCUCCUCCUCCUCCUUCUUCUCCUUCCGCGUCUCCCCUUUCGGAUGAGUAUACGACCAGAACCCAGAUCUCGCAUACCCUUCCCCAGAUCAUCAUAACACCCGCUUCUCCCCUUCCAACCCCCUCGCCCUCCCCUUCCCCUUCCCAUCCACAUACCCACCCCACAUCCCAAUCACCCCCAUCUUCCCCUCCUGACUCCACGGCUAUCACCGCUAUAGCUACAAGACUAACACUCCACGCUGUAUCCGCGCGCAUGGUAUACAUCCGUCGACGCACCAGUUCUGCCGGAUUACAACCACCACCACCUCCCGAAAACGAGACUCUUCCUUCAUGUUUGAUGGAAGGAGGUGCGGUCCAAGCACAGCGUCUAUCUACUUGUUUGUUCGGUACGCACAGUUAUGUAGAUAGGAAGGUAUACAUAACGACUAUUCGCGCACUAAGGGAUGGCUGCGGACGGGGUGUGUGCUGUCGGACACUAGUAAAGACGUGCAAGUUAGAAGGGUGGGGUACUUUCGUGAUGGCUGGAGUGGGACUAGCGGCGAUAUUGGCAAUGUUUGUGUCAACAUUGAAUUGGAGGGUAUAUAUGUCUCGACACCGUACCUUGAGAUAAAUAGGUGGUAAAUACAAACAAUGCGUACUUUCAGCCUCCUAGCCAAGAUUUCUCUUUA
Molecule: messenger RNA, 1631 nt
Organism: Dothidotthia symphoricarpi CBS 119687
Lineage: Eukaryota; Fungi; Ascomycota; Dothideomycetes; Pleosporales; Dothidotthiaceae
Exons: 1
Coding region: 296-1573 (425 amino acids)
Source: RefSeq, a predicted model, not a curated record